Messenger RNA from Necator americanus (New World hookworm), 939 nucleotides. RefSeq lists its product as uncharacterized. The record is from RefSeq and is a predicted model, not a curated record. Gene Ontology annotation, molecular function: calcium ion binding; cadherin binding. The coding region runs from base 1 to 939 and encodes 312 amino acids. The transcript is spliced from 7 exons. NCBI's taxonomy places the organism in Eukaryota, Metazoa, Nematoda, Chromadorea, Rhabditida, Ancylostomatidae. Gene Ontology annotation, biological process: multicellular organism development; adherens junction organization; cell-cell junction assembly. Gene Ontology annotation, cellular component: catenin complex; adherens junction; plasma membrane.
AUGCCAGGAGUAUCCCAUUUCACGCAAGUGAGGGACGGGAUUCGAAGUUCUCUCCUACGUCAGCGAUCGAAGAUUAAAGACACCGCCGCGUUUGCCAAGAAAAGUAAAAUAAGGAAGACCGCCGACCCGAUGGUCAGAUUUCUUCACGAAGUCCUUCAAGGAAGCUCUUCGUGUCCCACGCGAAAGGAGGAACCACUGGGCGACUCUGCCACGCGAUCGGACAAGUGGAAGAAUUACUGGCGCCUGACCGACCAGUUCGAAGAUCAACGGAGUCAAGGUGAUCAAGGCCAAAUUGCAACUCAACGGAGGAACAGAACUUGCCGAUUCCGAAUUAAUCGUCAGUCUGAUCCGAAGCGACAGUUCACAAUUGAUCAGGAUGGAACGCUGCGAGUAGCACAACGUUUGGAUCGAGAAGACAUCAGUAGCUAUAAGCUGAUCAUCGAGGCGUUUGACGCCGCCGGCAAUCUUGGAACUCUCCUAGUAGCUGUUUACUUACGCGAUGUCAAUGAUAAUGCCCCCGAACCUUACACAAUCCCCAAGUAUUGCGUAUUUCCCGAAAAUAGACCUGCCAAUAAACAAGGUACAUGUGAGAUUCGCUGCACUGACAAGGACUCACCUGCAUACGGAUCACCGUACAACAUGCAACUCGACCAGAGCAAAUGGAAAUAUGGAGAGUUCUUGAGCGUCACAUUUGAUGCUCAUGGAGAUGGUGGGAAUGGAUCGAUGACAAUCAGACCACUGGUAGUGUUCGAUCGAGAGGCUGCUAAUCCGGGCAAAAUUCUCGAAAUUCCUCUAAUUCUAACGGAUCGCGCGGAUCGAACUAACCACGCAUCCGUUCACGUGAUCAUUGGAGACGAGGUAUGCAAAAAUAAAGUGACAUACAGUGGUUGUUGCAAAAAAGAUAAAACAUUUCUGAACAUUCCCAAAGUUAAAUUCUAG